Frankliniella occidentalis (western flower thrips) is the source of this 1121-nucleotide messenger RNA. RefSeq lists its product as uncharacterized. The transcript has 6 exons. The record is from RefSeq and is a predicted model, not a curated record. Lineage: Eukaryota; Metazoa; Arthropoda; Insecta; Thysanoptera; Thripidae. Bases 144 to 863 code for a protein of 239 amino acids.
AAACUCUGUGCCACCAAUAGACCGAUGUAGAUUGUGGCAUGUAAUGUGAAUCUGCCAAAAGUCGCAGUCCAUUUGGUUGUCCCAACAACUUAGACUCAUGAAGACUAAGGGCUGCUGCUGGGGAUGUUCCUUCUUGAAAGUUCAUGAUUAAUUGUGAUCAUUGUCCCAUGUGGUAUCAUGGUAGAUGUGUCGGUGUCAAAGAGGGAGAUUGGUCUAACAUGAAUUGGAUUUGUCCUUCCUGCUGCAAAGCGCAAGCAGAGUGUCAAAAACAAAUGAAACGCUGUGCUGAGCUCACUGAACAGAACCACAAUAUUUUGAAACCUAUUAUUGGCACUGUAGAGACCUCUUAUACUCUACUAAAACAGCAAGAAAAUAAUUUUGAAGCACUAGAAAAUAAGUCAAGAGAAAUUGAAAUUUUGAAAGAAAGAUGUGAGAAUCAAACUGCAAUUAUUAACGAGUUGAAGGAAAGCUGCGAUAAAGAAAUUAAAAACAAUGAACAGUGGGGGAAAAAAUAUGAAAGCGAGGCAGCCAUUAAAAUAGAGUGGAAAAACAAACAUAAAGAGCAGAUGGCAAUCAACGAAGAGUUGCAGGUAAAGAUAAAAAAGUGGAAAGAAAAAUAUGAAAACCAAUUGAGAAUUAACAAAGAACUACAGGAUAAGUUCAAUAAAAGGCAAGUAACUGUUCUCAGUUCAGCAGUUAAGGGGGAAAAAAAUCCCACCUCCACUGAAAAUACAAAGAAAGUUACAAUUGUCAAAAGAAAACAUGAUAUGUCUCAAGGAAAUAGAUCAGAUCCUCAUAACUCUGAUGAAGAUUUUGAUGUCAAGUCUCAGAAAAAGUUCAAGAAUCAAAGACUCUCUCUGUGAAUUUUAGAACAAUUAAAGAACACCAUUUGAGAAUUUGUAGUUUAUUUUAUUGUCUUUACCACUCUGCCAUUUGGCGAAUGGCUGUAAGUUGACAUGCUGUAAGUUGACAUCAAGGUUAACGGCAGACUGGAUAGAUAUCACUAACUACUAUGGAAACAAAUUUGUCAACAUGCGUGGCAACACUUUUGAAAGACAACUUCUCUUUUUUGGUGUCUCAAAUAAGGUCCCAAGUGUGUACUUCCUAAUUUUAUGGAAUAU